Messenger RNA from Botrytis byssoidea, 918 nucleotides. RefSeq lists its product as uncharacterized. NCBI's taxonomy places the organism in Eukaryota, Fungi, Ascomycota, Leotiomycetes, Helotiales, Sclerotiniaceae. The record is from RefSeq and is a predicted model, not a curated record. The transcript is spliced from 2 exons. Bases 1 to 918 code for a protein of 305 amino acids.
AUGUCUUCAACAUCAGUGCAAUCCAAAGCUCCCACCAAUCUAGGUAUCAGAAAAUGCCGAUUGACAACAGUGGUUCGAAUGUCAAAGAAACUUCUCGGACGAAUUUGUCUUUAUAUUUGGAAGCUGCUGGCUGCCCCUCUUUGCAAAGUUGGAAACCGCAUUAUCUCUCGUUAUCAUAAAGUCGCUGAUGCUGAAGCUGCAAUUCGCGCUCUCAAGGCACAACUGAUUGCUCAACACAACAGCUUCGAGCAGGAACACAAGACUUACAAAGAUAGAGAGGCAAGACUACAACAACAGCUGGAUGAGUACAAGUCCAAAUUCCUGGAGCUUGAGGGGAAAAUGCCAUUUCUAAAGCAUUUAGCAAGAGUGGGCGCUGCUGUUCGUUGCCGUGCUCUGGAGCAUGCCGAGGGUCGUAGGAUCUUUGGGGAAGGAAAGGAUAAAUUUACGAAUAUUCGUGGAGAGGUCGAUAUGAAGGUUAUUAAGCAGGGAAACAUCGCUUGUCACUGGGGUGAUAUAAAAGCGGACUAUAGUCUCUAUCGAUUGGGACAUAAGCAUUUACAAACGUAUGAAGCAUUUUUUCACAACAUUUACGGGUUUAGACUGAGCCAACCCCUUUUCAUAUCUUUUACCUUAUCCAGUAAGGUCACAGAGGCUCUCAAUCUACGAGGUACAAUGUCAUUUUGUUUCUCAUUCACAGAUUCGACUAGAUCUACAAGCCACGAUGACCUCUUUUCUUCCUUGUUUCGGAAGGUAGGAAAUAUGGUCGAUGCGAUGAAUGCGCAUAAAAACCCGAGAUUGUUCGACAAAGACCUCAAGGUAGAAGAUAAUAUGAUUUUGAUGCGCAAGAUUGUAGAUGAAGUCAGCAUAUUAGACAAAAGAUGGAGAAACAGUCAUCGAGGUAUUGAAUAUAGCUUUUGA